Molecule: messenger RNA, 1549 nt
Organism: Diatraea saccharalis (sugarcane borer)
Lineage: Eukaryota; Metazoa; Arthropoda; Insecta; Lepidoptera; Crambidae
Source: the annotation of a GenBank genome assembly
AGGGCGAAUAUUCUAUAUUCAACAAUAAACGCCUUCGUUUAGGGUAAAAGGAUUAUAUUUGUAAGCUCUGAAAUGUUUAAAAAAUCUUAAUUGCAGCAACAUAGUCCAUGAGGCGCAGGGUAGAGUCGACCCCAGAUCGAUCCCAGAUAAUCCAAUUAUCAAUAAUCUGAACUCCUUGCUGUCUGAUAUUUAUGUGAGGUACACAGCAAUACGGCUGGAUGACUUCGAGCUGCAUUAUGAAGUGUUCAAUAGCAUUUUUUAUAGUCUUCAUCAAAAGAUGAAAGAUGUUGAUAAAUAUUACAAUCGCUAUUCCAGUACGGUACAAUUUGCUGGUAGUCAUUACGACCGACUACGUAUUAAAAAACCAGAUGAGUUUGACAUGGACGUUGUGAUUGGUCUACCACUCAGCAUCAGACAUAAUCCAUUCAACAUCGACGAUAGUGACUUCAUAAUAGAGCCGAAAGACGCUGGCUACGUACAUCUGAAGAUGGGCAAACAAUUCAAAAAUUUGCCAAUGAGAGAUAGUCUCGAUUGGGACAUAAACAAAACAGCUUUUAAGUGGAAGGAUGAGAAUGACUAUUUGUUGCGUUCUAAGUUCACGGAUUGGUUCAAAGGAGUAGUAGUUAGAGCCUUAAACACCUUUGAUAGGAAUGUUUUUUCGCAGCCUAUUUAUGUAGUUAAUGGUGUUGUUUACACGAUCGAUAGAUCAGAGUCAGGGCCGGCUAUCACUAUUAAGAUAAAAAACAGAAAUUUCCAAAUGGACGUUGACCUAGUGCCAGCUUUGAAAUUUCCAGAGGACCGCUGGCCAGUAGGGCCCGAUUAUCGGAAUAUACCACACAACUGCAAAAAAGACUACUGGAUGGUUGUUCCUAAACCUAACAAGAACGGACAAUGUGAUGUCUCGAAAUCUCGAUCUUGGAGGAUUGCAAUGCAUUAUCAAGAGAGAGAACUGAUGUACAACACGAAUCAUUUGCGUCAAUCUAUUAGAUUGUUGAAAAAAUUACGCGACUCUCAAGGCAUGGAGAAGAUAGCCAGUUAUUACAUCAAGACAUUGGCAUUUUGGGAGAUCGAGCGGAUCAACGAUAUCUCGUAUUGGAACAAAAAUCCAGCUGAGCUAUUCAAAUUGAUGGUGAAGAUAUUCCAUAAAGCAAUGGUGGAUGGCAAUAUUCCAUAUUACUGGAAUAGACAUAAUAAUCUAAUAGAAGGAAUAAAUCGUCAAUUAUUAAUUUCGUACGCUGCUAGACUCAAAAAUCUAAUGGAUGUAUUAGAAGUGCCAUCACAAUAUAAAAAGGUUGCACGGUUUUUACUUACUCAGGCUGAGUUUGAGGAUUAUAAUAAGAGAUUCCUAAAGGAUUGAAAUGUUCACUUGUACAAUUUCUUCAAUAUUUUUAGUAUUUUAAUACGAUGCUUAUACGAUAAUAUGUACAAUUUUAAAUAACAAUGAUAUGUAAUCAAUUUAAAUUUAACAGAAUUUAUUCACAUUUUAAUUGUAAUUAAUAAAAAAAAAAACUAAUUACAUUUAUUGACAAUAAAUAUAAUAAUAAUUUUA